This is a messenger RNA of Symbiodinium necroappetens, 2859 nucleotides long. The record is from the annotation of a GenBank genome assembly. Lineage: Eukaryota; Dinophyceae; Suessiales; Symbiodiniaceae.
AUGGCACUGGUGCCCACCGAAAGUUCGUUCCUGUCCUCCUUGAAUGUUGACAGAAAGCGAGCACUGGACAGACAGAAAAAGCGAGAGGAGCUUCUGGUAGAUACAGAAGGGGGAACCAAGAUUCUUGGACUUCACCAGGAUCUGCAGGCCCUUGUGGAUGUGCUCGAUGAACGCGUUGAGAGUAAGCUCAGCGCGAACGAAAAGGCAUACUUCGUGGCUUACAAGAGCUUCAUGUUCACUGUCCAAAAGGAGUACAAGGAACUGAAGCAGAAGGCAGAUGAGGAGGAGACAAAAACGAGGAGGGAUGCAAAGAUCCAGUCCCUGGAAAAGGAGCUUGACUGGUUCAUGAACGAGGCUUUGCGCUUGGAUGAGCUUGUCAAGAAAUACAAGAAGGAGCUGGACAAGUGGAAGGGCAAAGCAGAGGCGUUGGAGGACGAUCGGCAGUUUCUGGAGAACCAGAUCAAGCAAGCCAAGAGGACAAACAAAUCUCUGAGAAGUGCCGUGGAAGAGGGUGACGAGAUCUUUGCCAACAUCUCAGAAGCUCCAGGCCCGGAUGGCAAGGAAAGUCCCACAAAGUCGGAUGACGGCUGCAGGAAAGCAGUGAGUCCGGAAGCCUGCCGAGAUGUCGAUGCUCAUGCAGCACAGUUUGCGGCAUAUACUGGCAUGACACCAAAAUGGUGCUAUAGACUAGUUCUGAUUAGCUUGGUACUACGAGUGAUGGGCGGAUGCUGGGUGGCCUUCGUUGCUCUGGAGUACACCCGCUACUAUGUGUUGAACGACCUGACCGAGCUCGACCUUCUCCGAGUUCUGACCGGCUCUCCACAAUUUGCCGUUCAGGCGUUCCUGUUUCCUUUCUUGGGUGUCUUGUCAGACAGGGUCUCGAGGAAGAAGCUCAUACUGGCUUCGAGUGUGGCCAUUUCUGCUUCGGCCUGGCUGAUGACGGUGGUGCCUUCUGUGGAAGUCUACAUCUUCACGAAGGUGCUGGCAUUGGUUUCAGACGUUGGCGGCCCUAUUCGAGACGCCAUGCUUCGUGACAUCUUCUCCGCGGACGAGUGGGAAUUGAAGCAUGGUGGUGUAACAGGCCUAAAAGCGCGCUUGGCCAUCGUGGGCCAGAUGGGCUUUGCUCUUGCGAUGGCGGUUGGGAUGGCCAUUAUUAAGCUGGGGGAAGUUGGCAUUGGACUUCCAAACGAGUACACUGUACACAAGGAACAUUGCGGGGCGCAUCACUGCAUCCAGCCAGGGCAUUUUAGCUGGGAUGGGCCAUGGGCCAUUGAUGGCAGUUUGCGGCUAAUGAUGCUGAUGGGGUCUGUUGCCUUGUCGCUCGAAACGGUCCUAGUGGCGGUGGCCUUCCCCGAAACAAUCAAACCGGAGCUCCGCACGAGCACCCGGAAGCUGGUGGUGGAAAACUGGCGGGUCAUUCAGCCCUGGAACAAUCUUCGUGUCUUCGCCACGCACGAGCUUCGGCUCUUGAUGUCCAUCCGGACCUUGGGCUACGUGAUCGCUGCUGGAGGAGGAUCUGUCUACAUGUCUUUCUAUCAGCGCUUCGAGUUUGACACCUUCACGAUGAUGACGCACACCGUUCUGGCAGGGGCUGCCACGUGGUUGACCACCUUGGCCGUGCCAAAACUGGUGGAUCGCCUUGGGGACAUGCGCGGUGUUUGGAUCCCUUCAAUUGUCUUGUCGAUGUUGUACGGGGUGGCCUGCGGCUUCAUUCCUGCCGGCCACGGCUACCUGGUCUACGUUGUUUGGCCACUGCUCGGAGGGCCCUCCUUUGCUCUGACUGGCUUUGCGCCGGACCUGCUUGCAAAGCUAGUUCCGGCAGACGUGCAAGGAACGUUCACCACUGCAAAGUCCUUCCUCUUCCGGCUUUCUCAGGCUAUCUUCAUGUGGCCCUGGAACCAGCUCUUCAUGCAUACCGCCCAUUUCGCAUAUCCACUGGAUGCGACCGCACUUUGGGUCUCCCUUGCCUUAGGCGUGUUCAUGCUGAUGCUCACCUGCUACGCCUGUCAACACGAUCCCCGCGAAGCCAUUAAGAGUGGAAGGGCGUUGGAUGCCUUCAUGGCCAGCGACUAUGCCAAGAGCAGCUGGUACAAGAAGAAUGCAGCAGAGGAAGUCUUCGAGCAGCAAGCAUCAGCUGCAGGUGGACAGCAGAUGGAGAUGCUCCAGUACACUGCAACGCUCAGUCGACAGGUGAGCAAGCAAAGCAAGCGAAGCGCGUGUGCGACACGGAACCCGACAGAUGUCGAGCAUUCGCAUGUCCCCGAAGAGCUGACUCACGUGCAUGUCUUGAAGAGAAGCUGUGAGCAGUGCCACCAAGAGCGAGCUCAGAGCUCGGCAUAUGCCGCUCUUGUGUCAGCAGAAGACGGUCAGCAGCAGCAGACCGCCAAGCCGCAGGAUCUGCCACAAGACGCUGAGACCAUUCAAGGCCCCACAUUCAACGGCCUCUCGCAGGAACUGGAGGAAAAGUAUCAGACAACUGUAAGGCGACUGAAGCAACAGCUGCAGCAGGAGCAAAAGCAAGCGGCAAAGAUGCGAGCAAUUGCGGACCGUCAGUUCACCGAGCCGUCGGAGCUUGAGGCCUUCUUCCUCGAGUGCGUGGAUCAGGUGAAAACAGAGAUCACCGAGCGCCGAAAAGCGGCGCUCGAGCAGAACAAAGCUUUGCGUGCUGGCGGGGAGGGGAAAGCUCGCGGGUAUCCAGAAGCUCUCCCACCGCAUCUCGCAAAGCUGGCACAAACGCCGACGCUGGAUGAUUUUACUGUCACCGACAGACGCAAGGUAGUAGAGCUGCUGCUCAGCAGCGAGCAUGUUCUGCAGUUCCUUUAUGACAAGCUCUUUCCACCUGAGUCUUCAGCUCAGUGA